Camellia sinensis is the source of this 4306-nucleotide messenger RNA. Lineage: Eukaryota; Viridiplantae; Streptophyta; Magnoliopsida; Ericales; Theaceae. The record is from RefSeq and is a predicted model, not a curated record.
GAUCACAAUGUCUUUUUAAAUUUCACAUCCUCAUUUCUACUUCAUUUCAAUUUUCAUUCUGAUUUCCGAGUUUUCAAUCAGCAAUUAAUUGCUUUACUUGUAUGUUUUGUAUUGAUUGCAUGUACGUGGUAAUUUGUUUUGAUAUGUUUGUUUGGACCUCAAUGAAGUGUUUUGCGGGGAUCAGCUGAAAUCUUGAACUUUAAUUUUGAAAAUUUUAAUGAAUUUCACUUUUAAAAAAUAAAAUAAAAUUAUCGAUUUUUUUUAUUAUUUCAGUUUACAAUUGUGUAUUUGAAAUAUUUGAUGAGUCCAAAUCACGAUGCUUUUGCACGGUUAAGUUUCUGGAUUCAGAGCGGUGGGUAGAGAAUUUUGUUUUGUUUUUUUUCUCCCAGCUUUGAGAGUUUGUGCCCUUUCUUUAAAUAAUGGGUUUGGAGCUUUAGCCACUAAAAAAAUGGUAUACUUGUGCUUUAUUAAUGACAAUCUUUUGGGGAACAAUGCAAUUGAUGGAUCGAAUAGUAAACUUUAUUGGGUGAUUAAGGGAUUGAUUCAAUCAUGGCUCCUACAAGAAAAUCUAGAAGUGUGAAUAAGCAUUUUUCUUAUGUUAAUGAGGUUUCUCCUAGUAAAGAUGGGGAGGAUUCUAAGAAAAGCAUGCAACGGAAGAGAAAGCUGUCUGACAUGUUAGGGUCACAAUGGAGCAAGGACGAGCUGGAGUGUUUUUAUGAAGCGUAUCGCAAACAUGGGAAGGAUUGGAAAAAGGUGGCUGCUGUUCUGAGGAACAGAUCUGUGUCAAUGGUGGAGGCCCUUUACACCAUGAAUAGGGAAGGAAGUGACAGUGACCAAGAAAGCAAUGAUGCUACAGUGACAUCCAGAAAACCUCAAAAGCGUGCUCGAGGUAACACUUCUAAAGGAUCUGAUGGGCUCUUUCUUUUGCGUUCCCAGCCGGUUGCAUCAAGUUCUGGUUGUCUGUCAUUGUUGAAGAAGAGGCGCUCUGGUGGAACUCGACCUCGUGCUGUGGGGAAAAGGACACCACGCUUCCCUAUUUCCUAUUCUUACGAGAAAAUUAACGGGGAAAAGUUUUUCUCUCCAACUAGGCGAGGCUUGAAACUAAAGGUGGAUGCUAACGAUGAUGAUGUUGCUCAUGAGGUAGCAUUAGCACUGGCAGAGGCUUCACAGAGAGGUGGUUCUCCCCAAGUUUCUCAAACACCAAACAGAAGAACAGAUACUGUUAUGUUGUCACCGAUUUGGAGUGGUGAAAGGAUGCGUGCUGAAUUAGAAUUGACCAGUGCCAAGCUCGGCAGUGAAAGGGAUGAAGAUGGUUUUGAAGGAAGCUUAGGAAGCAUGGAAGCUGACAAUGGAGAUUUUGCUAGGGAGAGAAAUUUUUUGAUGAAAACUGAAGUUGUUGGUACUGCAGAAGCUAGAAAGGGAAGAAAGCUUCAUGGAAAGAAGUUAGGAGUUGAUAAUAGUGGUAACCAUAAUUUAGAUGACACUAAGGAAGCCUGUAGUGGGACAGAAGGACAAAAUAUUAGUUCUGUUAGAGAAAAGCUUGAAUUUGAGGUUACAGAUGGAAAAGUUGCACGGUCCUCUUCUCAAGUUUCAAGGAAGAAAAGUAAAAAGUUUCUUUUCAAAAAAGAUGAAGGGUCUGCCUUCGAUGCCUUGCAAACCCUGGCUGAUUUGUCAUUGAUGAUGCCAACAACAGCAACUGAAAAUGAGUCAUCAGUACCAGUCAAAGAAGAAGAUGAGGGUCUUGUUGACAAGUAUGGGUUCCUGGAAACUGUGCCUACAACCCGUCAAAGGGACAAGCCUAAAUCCUCAGGAGUUAAAGUGAAAGGGAAAUUGAGAUUUGAAGCCACUUCCCUUAAAACAUCAAAGCUUGGAAAAGUUUCAGUUUUUAAUGUUAGUGCUAUUCCUGAAGCAAAGGACGAUCCUGAACAGUCUACUACUAAAACUUCAAGAAAGAAACCCAAGUUGUUGGGAUCUAAAAUUUCAAAAACCGGAACUCAUAUUGGUAAUCAACCAAAUGAAUCUCAGGAAAAUGAGAUUAGAGAUGCAGGAAAGAAGUUAAUGAGCAAGGGUAAACGCUCUUCUUAUAAUAAUUCACAGCAUAAACAAGGAAAAUUGGUUAGACAUCCAGAGAAUUCUGCUUUAAAUAAUUAUCCUAGAGGGGAAAAGGACGAUCCAGCUCCAUCAACUGUACAGAUUCCCAUUGCAAACCAGGUUAACUUACAUACCAAAGUUAGGAGCAGGCGUAAGAUGGAGCUACAGAAACCACAGAACCUGAGAGAUUUAAAGUUCUCUGACAACCUUGUAGAUGAACAACAUAAUUUGCCAAUUCCUUCAAUUCAUGAUGGAGCAUCCAAUCUUAAGGAGAAGCUUUCUAAUUGCCUAUCAAAUCAUCGGGCAAGGAGAUGGUGUGCUUUCGAGUGGUUCUACAGUGCUGUUGAUUACCCAUGGUUUGCUAAAAGGGAGUUUGUGGAGUACUUGAAUCAUGUUGGAUUGGGCCAUGUUCCAAGAUUAACUCGUGUUGAAUGGGGUGUCAUAAGAAGUUCCCUUGGCAAACCACGGAGGUUCUCCAAGCAAUUUUUGAGGGAAGAAAAGGAGAAGCUUAAUCAAUACCGUGAAUCUGUUAGAACGCACUAUACUGAACUUCGCACAGGUACCAGAGAAGGACUUCCGGCAGAUCUUGUGAGGCCUUUAUCAGUUGGCCAACGUGUUAUAGCCAUUCAUCCAAGAACAAGACAGAUUCAUGAUGGAAAUAUAUUGACGGUUGAUCAUACCAGGUGCCGUGUUCAGUUUGACCAACCAGAGCUAGGGGUUGAAUUUGUCCAGGAUAUUGAUUGCAUGCCUUUAAAACCGUCAGAGACUAUGCCCACAUUGUUGGAAAGAAACACAGUGGCCAUUGAUAAAUUCUUUGAGAACUUCAGUGAGCUAAAAAUGAAUGGGCAGGCCAAGGAUCAGAAACCAGCAGGGAAUGUGAAAUUUUCUCCUGGUGAAAACCUGGAACAUCUUGAUGUUCCUUCUCACAUGUCUCCAGCAACUUAUUCAUUGAGUAACAUGUUAAAGCAGGCUAAGGGGGUUCCUACAAAUUUUAAUUCACAAGCUAAAAUUGGAUCCAAAGAAACUGCCAACAAUCAGGAAGCGGCAAACUCUCAGUCUUCUACUCUGGCACAGAUCCAGGCAAAGGAAGCUGAUGUGCAAGCUCUUGCUGAGCUGACUCGUGUUCUUGAUAAAAAGGAAGCUGUGGUGUCUGAAUUGAGGCACAUGAAUGAUGAUGUGUUAGAAAACCAAAGGGAUGGUGACAAUGAUUUAAAGGACUCAGAGCCUUUUAAGAAGCAAUAUGCUGCUGUACUUGUACAGUUAAAUGAAGUAAAUGAGCAGGUUUCUUCUGCUCUUUGUUGCUUGAGGCAACGCAACACCUACCUAGAAAACUCUCCAUUUACAUGGUCAAGGUCCAACGCCAAUUUAGGGGACUCUGGUGGCUCCUUGAGUUCAUUGGAUCAGUCUGCAAAUCAUAUGCAGGAAUCAGAAUCUCAUGUCCAUGAAAUUGUUGAAAGCUCUAGAAUAAAAGCUCGAACAGUGGUAGAUGCAGCUAUGCAGGCAAUGUCAUCAUUGAAAGGAGGUAGAAAUACCGUUGAGAGGAUUGAGGAGGCUAUUGAUUAUGUGAGUAAUCAACUUUCAUUGGAUGAUCCUUGCAUGAUGCCCAUGAGACCUUCUACCCCUGCCGAUCCAAUUCAUGGCGGUUUGGCUUCUCAGGAUCAGUUGACUUCCUGCACAUUGAGUUCAUUACAUGCACCUGAACUUAAGUUGAAGACCGAGGCAGACAGAAAUGAAGCACAGAUCCCAUCGGAACUUAUCAGUCACUGUGUAUCUACUUUAUUCAUGAUUCAGAAAUGUACGGAACGACAGUUUCCACCUGCCGAUGUGGCCCGGAUGCUCGAUUCUGCUGUCACUGGUUUGCAACCAUGCUGCUCGCAGAACCGUCCGAUCUAUGCUGAGAUACAAAAGUGCAUGGGAAUCAUCAGGAACCAAAUAUUGGCCCUCGUACCCACCUAGUCUCUUUCCUGUUGAAUCCUCACAUCUUUGUGUAUAUUUGUAAACGCAGAGAGUAAAGAUGGUAUUUGUAUAAGCUCUCAGAUUUUCCUCACAUCUAUGUAUAUUUGCAAAUGUAGAGAGUAAAGAUGGUAUUUGUAUAAGCUCUCAGAUUUUGAACUUGUUAAAAUAGUUUCAUGAUUUUUUUUUUAAAAUUAUUUAUUUCCCUUUGAUUUGAAUAGGCAUCAAUACAUUGGAAUGUAACUUUGUAAAAUCUUUUUUC